AUGGAAGGUGCCAAUACAAACAUAAAUGCAAUGCCUUCCAUCGAAGAUACCUCGUUUGUGUCCAAAGGUUCGAAAUCCUUUGGUGGAGCUGGAAUCGCACUGAGCAGAGAAAAACUCGCUGAUUCUGACCGCCGUCUAUUAGAAAAGCGGAAGCAAUUUCAAACCCAGAUUGCUGAGAGUAAAAAGAAACGCGAAGACCUUAUGUCCAGGCAGGAGAACUUACUUUACCAAAUGAUGCGUUUUGACGGCUUCAUUCGCGACAAUGAGGCAAAGCGUGUUCGAGCCGUUUCCAAGUACCUUACGGAAAGACGUAUGAUUGAGGAGAAAACGGAGGAGGGUGCUAGGCUAAGGGUGGAAUUUGGAAAAGCUAAACUUGCCUACGAACAGAUGAGAAAUAAGGUCGAGGAAUACAAGAAGUACGAGGCAUACCUCAUGAGGGUUAUUGAUCUUCUGCCUCCAGACUACAUAAAAAUCGCCGACAACGUACUUGGUGGCCUUAUAGUGCGAUACAACACUCUUUACACAACAAACCAAUCUCUCCUGUCUGAAAUGAAUAAGAAGUCCGAAAGUAUUCGAGAGGCAAACGCCCAGCUACAGUCUCUGCGUGAGGAACACUGCAGCCGCAUCCUCACACUCAAUUCUAAAUUAGCCGACCUUUAUGGUGAAAGGGACCGUAACAAUGAGCAACGUCAACGGCUCAUGCAACGAUUCUAUCAGAACCACAAGGAACUCAGAAAUCAGCUGGAACAAUUUGGAACCGUGAUUCGUUCCAUUGAUAACCUCGUAGAUAAAUGUGGUUGGCCCUAUACAGCAGCCGUUGGCGAGAAAGAAUCCUUGCGUACAAAGCUAGUGCGCAUAACAGAAUACAUACUGACGCUGCGGAAGAUUCUGUCAGCUCUCGGUUCAAACAGCAGCAAGGCUGAACGUAAGUAG
This is a messenger RNA of Mesocestoides corti, 933 nucleotides long. The record is from the annotation of a GenBank genome assembly. Lineage: Eukaryota; Metazoa; Platyhelminthes; Cestoda; Cyclophyllidea; Mesocestoididae.